AACUAAAGUCUGAUGCCUGUCCCUACAGCAGUCCACGGAGUGGUCAUGGCAGGUGCUGAGGUCACAGUGUCCUCAAGGAAUAUAGUGAUGGUGAAGGAAGAGGAGGAGGAAGGGGAGCCCUGUGAGAGCCAUAAGACUCAGGUCAUCCUCCACCUGCAGCCCAUCAUACAGGGGUAAGACUUUAAACCACAGCUACAAUGCAAAGAGGGGGCACUGGACACAACAGGGUGGAGGGUUUGAGUUACCAUUUGGACAAAAUGCAAAAGUCUAAAAAUUCUGUUUGCAAUUAGUAACUAAUUUACUUUACACAGUAACGAUAAUGUAAUUACACUAAGAAAUUACAAAUGUAACAAAAAAGUUUUUUUUACAAAAUGUACAUAAGUGUGCUUUUCUAGACAUCCAAGUUGUCAGUUAUAAGAUCAAGAGUAAGAUAAAACUGUUGUUGAAGUGUAGAAUUCUGACAGCAUGUUCUGUUAUAUACUGUACAUUGUAACAGCUGCCUCAGUGGGAGUGGUGAAUAUUGUGUGAAAUAGUGGACUUUGUCGCCUCCUACAGGGCAAAUGAGGACAACGCUAACACUGGAUCCUCUGUCCUAGCCAUAGAGACACACAAUGGUAAGAUUCCACAAGACGCUUUGUUUCUAUUCCUUAUUUAUAUGACCAGUAUUUUAAUUCAUUACUACAUUCAACGUAGAGAUUAGAUUUGUAUUGUAUACAUCAUCUAGUAAUUUUUAAAAACGGGAUAAAUCAUUUGUAUUUGUUUUGUUGUGUUUUUGAUGUAUGGAUGCUUGCUUGUGAUAUUGUGUGUGUUAUGUACUGCGUGUUUAUAUUGUGUUUUACCAUUAUGAAUGUUAGAAGACAAUCUUGCGGAGGGUGAGGAGGUUGAGUAUGGAUACCCCAUCACCUGUGGCGAAAGCAAAGCAGUCCUCCUGUUUAAGAAGUUUGUCUGUCCUGGCAUCAACAUCAGAUGUGUCAAGGUACCAGGAUGCCUCUUUAGUCAUCAAGUAACUUGUUCAUAAGUACUGAAUGUCACUAAGAAACAUGCUGGUGUACGUGUGUGUGUGUACGUGUGUGUGUGCUGUUUUUUUUUUGGGGGGGGGGGGGGGGGGGGGGGUUGUGUGUGUGUUUGUGUGUGUGUGUUCGUGUUCAUAGAUAAUUUUGCUUUCCACUGUCAAUAUGAAAGCAUGUGAGAUUUGUAAUUCUUAUUUAACUCUUUCUGUGCCUGUGAUUCUCUGUGUUGCUUUCCCUCCUCCCUGCAGUUCAAUGACCAGCUGAUCAGCCCCAAGCAGUUUGUUCACAUGGCAGGGAAAGCCACGCUGAAGGACUGGAAGAGGGCCAUCCGACUGGGAGGGGUGAUGCUCAGGUAGGCUGCGUCAUACUGGGUGGAGGACAGGGUUUACAUUUACAUUUUGGUCAUUUAGCAGACACUCUUAUCCAGAGAUACUUACAGUCAGUGCAUUCAACUAAAGUAGGUAAGACAACCACAUAUCACAAGUAAAAACGUUAUUGAAUAAAGCAGCUAUCAGCAGAAUCAGUGCUAGUACAAAAAAGACAAGUGCAGGUUGGGGUCAAUAUGUGUCUGGGAUCUUCUUGUUUUGCCUGCAUUGGGGCAACUGGAGUUUUUUGCCAAUACAUUCCACUAGCAGUUAGUAAGCAGCGUUCUUGUGGUGGUAGGAUCACAUAUCACGCUGUCAAAUUGCUGAGUGAUGCAUUUCUCACCCCAUCUUCGUGUUUGCACUUGUUCUCUGUCUAACGGUGGUUUAGUCUGCUGCCUUCAGCCCUACAUAUCAGAUCAGAAGCUUUUGUUACAAGCAAAACUUUGAAAAAACAUUUAAUACACAUAUUACACAACCAGAAGUGUUAGCUAUUUUCUGACUGGAUUAGAUAUAGUGAUAACACUGUUUAUUAUUAUAUAACUAAUCAUAAAAUAAAUAUACUGAACCAUUCUCCAACUCCUCUCUUAUGUCCUCUAUGCAGGAAAAUGAUGGACUCAGGUCAGAUUGACUUCUACCAGCAUGACACAGUGUGCACCAACACCUGCCGCAGCACCAAGUUUGACGUGUUGAUCAACAGCACCCGCUUCCUUCCGGGCAGCGCCAUGCAGCCCCCCCCUUCCCCUCUGCCCAGUGAGCCUAUCAGCCAAGGGCAUACCUAACUACAGUACACUUUUACUAUGGGCAUUUAUCUCUCAUAUUCCGUGGCUGCUGACAUUUAUUAUACUGCUGUUUUUAUCCCUGCACAAACUACACUUCCCCGUCAUAAACUGUACCACUCAUAUUUUGAAAUGGACUACAUCAAAACUUCAAUGAAUAAUUGCCCUCAGCAUUCUUUGGUGUGGCACCUAUUUUAUCACUGCAGAGGGCAGUGAUUGGAAUCUAGAAGUGGGAAAACGAUUAGAUUUAGGGGCCUCAAUGGUCUCCCCAGCAGCCCAUAGAACUUGGAUAGAAAACCCUGUGCUAUGAAGGCACUUGCAGAGUCACACAGUUGUUACCACUGCUUACAACCAAAUGUCUACAACAGAACUGUAUCAGAAUUUGAGCUAGUGAUAUGAGUGAUGACAUGAGAUGUUGUUGGCGUGAUUUGAUGUGUGUUGGUGGCUCUCUGUGUAUAGUAGAUGGAGGCCAUGCUGCAGUGUCAGAUGAGAGGCUAGAGGAGAAGGACUACAUUACAGUGGAGUGGAGCCCUGGGCCAGCCCCUCCCAUCCCCAGCACAGCCAAUGGACAUGUCAAGAGGAAAAGGGGUGAUAUCAUCCCUGGUCAGCAUAGCAGCUACAGGGAGUUAUAAAUUGAUAGUUAUCUUAAUGUAAACACACGCAAACAGGCACGCGCAUACGCACACACAUUCACACACACAUACUGUAUAAACACACACGCUCAAUCACGCAUGGUGGCACACACACACGCACACACGCACACACACACACACACACACACACACACACACACACACACACACACACACACACACACACACACACACACACACACACACACACACCACACACACACGUUUCUUAGGGACAUACAGUACAAUGAACAAGUCACUUUGAUGACUAAAAAGGCAUCUUGGUCACAUCUGACGUCUUGACAUACACACACACACAUUACCCCCCACACCAUUCCUCUUUCCUAAUCAUACCACGCCUCUUGCCUUUCUCUAGAUGGCAGUCUAAGCUUUUGGAGAGGCAUAGCAGAAGUUGGCCUGAUGGGGGAGGUGUUAUCCAGUUUCCGCACAGAACUGGUGGCCAUGUUGAGAGGAGUGGAGGUCCGCAGUGAGAAGGCCAUUUUGCAAGAGGCCGGUGAGCUUACACACUGGGAGACAGCUUCCCACAAAUACUUACAUAAUACUUACAUGUAUGAAAUAUCAGAGAGUUUAAAAAAAAUUAUGUGGGUAACAUGUACACUGAGUGUACAAAACAUUAAGAACACCUUCCUAAUAUUGAGUUGCACCCCCCCCUUUUGCCCUCAGACAGCCUCAAUUUGUCGGGGCAUGGACUCUACAAGGUGUCGAAAGCGUUCCACAGGGAUGUUGGCCCAUGUUGACUCCAAUGCUUCGCACAGUUGUGUCAAGGUGGCUGGAUGUCCUUUGGGUGGUGGACCAUUCUUGAUACACACGGGAAACUGUUGAGCGCCUGUACUCAAUGUAUUUAGCAGGUUUAUAUAAAGGGAGGUGGAUUGGCAAGAGUUUCCUAGAUUUUUUUGGGGGGGGUGGGAUUGGUUAAUUUGUUUGACUGAUUUAUUUUAAUUGCCUGUCUAUUUGUUGUAACUGUAAUGUGUUUUGUUGUGUCAGAUGCUGUUGUACUGAACUCCCUUUCUGAGAUGUUUGGGCUGCUGGACUCAGUUAGGAGGGUUCUGGACCUGAGACGCAGUAAGACUGAUGACAACCAGCAGCAGGUCCACAAUGCUCUUAAUGGUGAGAGAAUGUAAGCUUGGAUGUGAGCUUGGAAUGGGCAAAUAUACAGUACACUUAGAAAAAAGAGUUCCAAAAGGGUUCUUCGGCUGUCCCCAUAUGAUAACCCUUUUUGGUUCCAGGUAGAACACUUUUUGGUUCUAGGUAGAACUCUUUUGGGUUCCAUGUAAAGGGUUCUACAUGGAACUCAAAUGGGUUCUAACUGGAACCAAAAGGGGUUCUCCUAUGGGGACAGCCGAAGAACCCAUUUAGGUUCUAGAUAGCACCUUUUUUUAUAAGAGUGUAACAUAAACAUUGUCAUAUACAAUACUCUAUAUCAGAGGCAACACCAUUUGGACUGUACUUACAAUAGCUAGAUUUGGCUCCUUGCACUAAAAGUAACACCAUUGCUUAAGUUAUUUUUCCUUACCUGAUAUGUAAACAGACUAUUACUAUGUUAGGUUUCCUUAUUUCACUGUUCAUUACCUGAUGUUACUACCAUGUAUCCUUCGUCAGUGCUGGAGGACCAUUUGGAGGACCAGAGAAAGCCGAGGCAGGAUGAGCCCCCACCCAGCCCUGGUCACCUCUACGUGGGCAGCUUCUCCAAGGCCAUCCCCUCAAAGUGCCCACGGCUGCAUCGCUCCAGCUCUUCCACCACCCAGCCUCAGAACCAGACCACCCGAUCGUCCAUCGUCUUAUCCCCCAUCACCACAUCCCCAGUGGGUCAGCCUAUCAAUGUGGCCGGCCUGCCUGUGGGCACACUGGCCCAAUUCCCCACCAGCUCCCAGCUCUUCACUUACUUCACCACUGGCAACACCUCUGCAGGAAAGAGAGGCAGUGCCGGGUCUGUGGCUCUCCAUGCAGCCUCCAGGGUGACUGUGCUCAACACUACCACAGAGUCAGGGGUGGGGACCCCUCUACAGGUGCUUCAUCUAACCCAGGAGAGGGAGCAGGAGUCUGGGGACAUGGAGAGCCAGAGGCUGGGGCUGGGAGAGGAGAGGAGAGGAUAGUACUUGUGCAGCACGGGCUACUAGUGGACACUUCAGGGAUUCAGACACACUAGGCUGGGAACAGUGGGGGCUCAAUCAGAGAUGGAGGAAGAGGG
Coregonus sp. 'balchen' is the source of this 4992-nucleotide messenger RNA. The record is from the annotation of a GenBank genome assembly. NCBI's taxonomy places the organism in Eukaryota, Metazoa, Chordata, Actinopteri, Salmoniformes, Salmonidae.